CCCUCUCACGUCACUUAGACUCUCCCCCUCACUCCACAUUAACCCCUCCCGCUCCCCCUCCUCAGUCCGCAUUAAUUCUCUCGCUCUCGCUUCGCUUUGACUCUCUCACUCUCACUGGAAGUGUUUUGCUCUUCCCUCUCAGCCAACCAAGACUCUCUCCUUCACGUGUCACUGAAACUCGCCUCCGGCGAGGGUCUGACGGCGAAACACCGACUCCAGAACACGCAAGACACUACCCUGUGCUCAUCACGGCGUCGAUCGCGAUGGGCCCAAUCUCCGCUUUGGCCCUCCUCGCCCUCACCGCUGCGCUGCCCCAGGACCCCGCGACCCCGGGGUGCCACCUUUACCCGUUUGAAGUGGCGGCGGCGGUGGUGGCGCGUGGAGUGCGCUGGAGCUGCGUGGCGCGGCUGAGCGCCUGCGUGGGCUUCUGCGAGUCGAGCGCCUUCCCCUCGCGCUUCUCGGUGCUCCGCGCCUCCGGCUACCGCCACAACGUCACCUCGGUGGCGCAGUGCUGCACCGUGAGCCGCCUGGAGAAGGUGCGGGUGCCGUGUGGUGAUGACGGGGACUGGGUGGAGGCGUUCACUGCUCGGAGCUGUCAGUGCGACACGUGUCGCCUCUCCCGAUACUGAGCAACCCGCACCACCACCUCCUCCUCCACC
Messenger RNA from Petromyzon marinus (sea lamprey), 659 nucleotides. The record is from RefSeq and is a predicted model, not a curated record. Lineage: Eukaryota; Metazoa; Chordata; Hyperoartia; Petromyzontiformes; Petromyzontidae.